AUGGUGAUGAGUGGCAGCAUGGAAAAGAAAAUUGGAAGUAGAACUACAAGCAGGAACAGGCUAAUAAUCUCAAUGAUCAAAGGGCUAAUCAUGUUGUUGUUCUUAAACGCAACCCAAGCUUGGAUCUGCACGCUCUGUCCUUGUAAGACUCUUGAUUCCUGGGGAUGGGCAGCAAACUGCAAUUUGAUGGACCUCAAGGAGAUGCCGCUCCUGAACUCAAGCAUCAAAAUUCUUCAUCUGCAAAACAACAAUUUGACCACUGUUCCUUUUGGUGCUCUUGAUAGCUUGACCAGCUUGGAGGAAAUUAAUUUUUCCAACAAUCCUUGGCACUGUGACUGCUCUAUUUUAUACCUAAAGGAGUGGCUAGCAGACUUUAAUAAAAGUGCUCUUGCAACGGCUACCUGUGCAACUCCAGCUUCUCUAAAUAGGAAAGCCUUGAGCCAGCUGAAAGGGAACGAACUGGAGGGGUGUAGAAAAACGCUGCCAAUCAGUUGCCGUGAUUUUUUUUGGAGGGACUUUGGUCUGAUUUUUUUGGCAAUCGUUGUCUUAAUUUUAGCAGCAUGCAUUUUGCAAUGUUCAAAACAGUUAGUUUUCCAAGCCAGUAGAAAGCAACAUUCUUCUGAAGUCCCUCUGCUACGGUUCCAUGACCUGGAAAAUAGGAAAUCCAAAUGAAAUGCUGCAGUGGG
This is a messenger RNA of Protobothrops mucrosquamatus (brown spotted pit viper), 686 nucleotides long. Its product is annotated as platelet glycoprotein IX-like. The transcript has 2 exons. Bases 1 to 672 code for a protein of 223 amino acids. The record is from RefSeq and is a predicted model, not a curated record. Lineage: Eukaryota; Metazoa; Chordata; Lepidosauria; Squamata; Viperidae.